This is a messenger RNA of Actinia tenebrosa (Australian red waratah sea anemone), 2234 nucleotides long. RefSeq lists its product as uncharacterized. NCBI's taxonomy places the organism in Eukaryota, Metazoa, Cnidaria, Anthozoa, Actiniaria, Actiniidae. The record is from RefSeq and is a predicted model, not a curated record.
UACUAUAUACAAACAGUGCAUCAAUACCAGGAACAUUGACCUUGGUCAGUAUCAAAUGGAUCAUGCAGCCAGUCACGAGUUCUGACAAAAUUUCAAGGUCUUUCGUUUAUAAUUCAAAGGAAACAGGAAGUUCAUCGAUUAGUUUGUUUGUCACGGCGAAGAUGGCAGAACUAGAGUUGUCAGGUUUUGAUAAAAAGUCCCAAGUAUGGCUGCAGCCUUUUUCAGAGAUCAUCAAUUGCAUGUUUCCAAUGGAGUACGUCUAUGGAGAAUGGAUUUGGUGGCAAGCAACGAGCGAAGCAAAAAGUAUCGAUCCAGAAUCUCUUUGUUCUAAGGCCCCCUCGCUGAUCGAUACUGGUAGUCAGGUUGAAGGGUUCUGCAUCCCCAUUUUUUUUGUUGGAAAAACCGAGGAAACGUUUAUAGAUAAUCCUUCGCAAAAGAGAGAUCACUGGCAGCCUGACCUCGAUGGAAUGCACUUGAAUGACUGUUUUGUCGUAAAUAAAGAGACCGACAAAGCAAUUCCCAUUUUCACGGUGGAACACGCGUCAGAUGAUCCAAGAUAUGUCCAUUUGAGGUUUACUGAUGAGUGGAAAGAGCAUCAACCCAGCUACAAGAAUGCUACUUUCGUAAACCAUACCUAUUCGUUGCCAGGAAAAAACUAUGAUGAUAAAAAAUUAAGCAAACUCAAUGAAGGCCGCGAGUCGGAUGAGCUAUUUACGUAUGAAAUGCACGGACCUGUAUGGAAACUGGAAGGAAAAGGUCUUUUGAGCUACGAAGAAGAUUCGACGGGUGUCUUCAAGUAUCCGUUGGCGUGGCCUGAACCAGCAAUGGAGUGGCUUGUUCGUUCACGUACCAACGGUUGGCCAUCACUUGAGCUUCUGAAAGACAUUCUCGAGUCUGGAUGCCACUUGGCGCCAGUUGGAAGAGGCAAACGUCAAAAUGAGCCUAUGGAAUUUCUAGAAUAUCGCAAAAACCCAGAGAAGCCUUCUUCUUCUUCAUGCAGGGAAACUGACCCAGAGAAUCCCAACGAUCGUGACAUCAUGGAUGAAGGAUCGGCUUCAGAAGAGCUUGGAAGAAGGACACCUUCCUCAUUACAUCAUCCCACAAAGCAACCUUCUGCAAAACGAGGAUCCUGCCAAACUGGCCGAAGGAGCAGCUAUGAUUCAUGAUGUAAGAAGAAGCAUCUUGACCAAAACAAUCAGUUUGCUGAAGAGAUGUCAUUCUAUGACGUACCAGUCUCAAAUCUAUAUCAACAACUUACAGGGCUUGGAUCUUCUAGUGGCCAAAACACGAGACAAAUCCUUGGCAGAACAAGAUGUGACAGCACUAACCAUUUCGGUGAUUGCCCUGUUUAUCAAACAGGCCAAAGAAGAAGUCAAAAGCAUGUUGAGAAAUGUUGUAUUCGGUGACGAUGAGAAUAUCAAAACGUUAAUGCACAUUCCUCUUUACGCCUAUGAGUCCGUGUUAGCAAGAAGCCUGUGUAAGAUAUGGUACCUCAAGCCCGACAAAUCAAGCCAGGAAAAAUCGAACGAGGAAGAAUUUAAAUCCUUUGUUAGGCAAGAGACUACAGAACUAUCCACUGGCGACGAAUUCAUAGCUUUGGCACUGGCAUUUUAUGCUGAAGUACGAGCAGGAAGGGACAUGUCGUUCUUGGUCCCACAAACGAGUGUCAUGGAACGUACCAAGGAAAUUCAUCGCGAAGAAGCACGCAACCAGUUCCUAGAAGCUCAGGCUCCAGUUAUGGAAAUACUCGGAUUGCUCUGCCAAAGUGAUCUGAAAACCAUACAAAAGAAAGUGUCCGAAGAUCUGGACGGCCAGCUGGAAAGCCUAACAAGGGAUAGAAUAGAAAUGGAAGUGACAAAAGAGAUCCAAAAGUUGUUUCUGGAACGGUGUUCUUCCUCGCAGAAAGAAAAUGCUGACGAUAAUUAACUACCCAGUUAAAAAAUUGGCAAGUUUCUAUAAAUAUAUAUAAAUAAUAAUAAUAAAUAAAUAAAUAAAUAAACUUGAAAAAAUAAAACAAAAAGUUAAAAACAUUUUUGCUCGAAAUUUGAAGUUUGAACUGAAUAUUUGGUAGUUUUUUCAUAAUAGAAAACUUAACAGAAAACUGCAGAUGUUUUUUGUAAAUAUGUCAGUAAAAUAAAGUACUAUAAGGAUCAGUAAUGCCAUAAGAUUACGAAGAUAGAGAUUGUAAAUGCUUUUACAACUUUGAAUUAAAAUUCCAUGGAAAACUAAAUUAA